Molecule: messenger RNA, 2607 nt
Organism: Fonsecaea erecta
Lineage: Eukaryota; Fungi; Ascomycota; Eurotiomycetes; Chaetothyriales; Herpotrichiellaceae
Exons: 1
Coding region: 1-2607 (868 amino acids)
Molecular function (GO): protein binding
Source: RefSeq, a predicted model, not a curated record
AUGUUCCGUGGCCAAUACCGCCGUAUUAGCCACGGGUUUGGUCAGACUCGUCUUGAGGUUCUGGAUAAACCCGGGCGUGCGUCAGGUUCAAGAAGUCGGCGCAAGAUCAAGGGCAAUGAGUGGGAGUGUUUUGAUUCUGAUACACUCGAAUUUGCGCAAAACAGUCGGCUGCCGGCUGCCUUCUUUUACGAACUGAGCACACUGCACAAGAAAGCGAGAUCCGGAAUGGACGAACAAGACAAGCAAGAUGAACCCGAGCUGUCACAGCCCAUGCUUGAGGAACAAAUGGCUCUUCUGAAGUCUGUAAGAGAGCUCGAGGAAAAGCUGGCAGAGGCCAAGGCCAGCUUGAACAGUUCGAUACACAAGAAGCAUUCCACAUCCGAACAUGCUACGGCAUUGACACCCGUAGUGUCGAAGCAGCCAACCGUUGUGCUGUCCAAGGAUGACUACAAGAACCUGGUGGAUCUCUAUUUCUUUACUCACAGCAAUCGAUUCGACCCGGAAUCGCCUCAUUCAUCCCCUACACCAAAACUCCUGGAAGACUACGUAUUUCACCUUUCCGAGGACUUUGCCCCCCCGCAAGCGUAUGCGGAAUUUUAUGCGGAUGAUGAAGGCUACGAAUCACCUCUCAAGGAAGUAGAGAAGAUGCUCAAAUCAAAGCAGCUACGCGAAGUUUCUGCCUUCAAAGCCUUCGUCGAUUUGCUCCUCGACAAUCACUCCUCAAAUGCAGCACUAUUCAGGGCUUACAAAAGGCUGCCCCAACCAGGGGUGGCCUUCCUCCCUAAAGGGACUAUCAGAUUGUUUCUGCAACGCAUGUCGACCCCGUGGCAGAAGAGCGAAAAAUCGAUGAUCCGAUACCUGUCCCUGAUUGACGACAUGCAAAAGGCCAAUCUACCGAUCGCAAGGUCAGAGUGGGCGUCUGCUAUAUACCUGGCUGGCAGGUCUUUCUCUAAAGUGACAGAAUCGGAACUGAACGCCGCACUGCGACUAUGGAGGCAGAUGGAACAGGAGGCUGGUGUACAGGCUCACAAUGUCACUUUCAACAUUCUCUUCGACAUUGCAGUGAGGGCUAACAAAUAUCCGCUGGCUCAGAUGAUAUUGAAAGAAAUGCAUGAUCGUGGACUUCAUCUCAACAGACUUGGUCGCGUCAGCGUUAUCUACUAUCACGGGCUACGAGGUGACGGAGAUGCUGUUCGAAAAGCUUACCGCGAUUUCGUCGAUGCCGGAGAAAUCGUCGACACCCUUGUUCUGAAUUGCGUAAUGGCAGCGCUAUUCAACGCUCAGGAACCGGCGGCAGCGGAGCAGAUCUAUGAACGGAUGAAGAGUCUUCAUCUCAACACCCGUCAAGAAGUGCGCAGUGACGGCACAGUAGCGUCAUACCGACAGUACCCUGGCCCAGGACCGGAGCUGAUUCACCGGAGGCUGGCAGCGAACUCUCUAAGGCGAGUCUUGCUCUUCGCCAGCAGAUUGAAGCACCUCCUGCCGGAACAUCACAAGGAGGCACAAGAGUUGAUGCCGUUAAGACCAGAUCACACCACCUUUCGGACCAUGAUCUCAUAUCACGCAAACGUUUCUGGAAAUCUCAAUCGGAUCACUGUCUUGAUCAACGAAAUGUCAGAGCUAUUCAGUCUGCCACUUCAGAGCAUUCACUAUCAGCUGCUGUUCAAGGGUUUUGCUCUCCACGGCGCCACAAGAAACCCGCAUGCGACCUGGAAUCUGCACCGCCUGAACUUAGCCUGGGAAGCUUGCCGAAAAGAUAUCCGAGAAGGCCAAUUGGCCCGUAGGCGCGCGAGGCAGGCCAAAGUGGAUAACCACACGCUCCCAUCGAUCGAUAUCCUCAACGAAACUUCUGAAGGGGAGCAAUCUGUACGUGGACAGCAAAAGGCUUUCAAACGCAUGAGCGAAUGGGACGACUUUGUUCUCGAUCUUGCCGCGUUUCCCAGAGAGCGGAGGAAACACAUCGAAAGAAUCCAUGCCGAGCUCUUUGAUGAGGAAAGAGAGAAGAGAGAGCCUCUUAUCCGAAAUCCCUUUUCUCGUUCUACAAAAGAACCGCCACCACAUGAUCAGAAGACCUACUAUCCGUUAGGAGAGCGAAAUUUAGACCAAGAGGAAGGCGAAUAUGUGCUGCCGUCGCCGAUCCUGGCCAUUGAUCCGUCAAGCAACAAGCUCCACAAUGGCUUUCCCCCAGAGGAGACCAUUGAGGAAAUCGUAGAUGUUGAUUCGGAGCCACGGACGUUCCCUCCCACGGCAGAGACAGACUCAUCUGACACAGCAUCAUCUAGAAGUACGGGAUCCGGCCCCGACGACACAGCGACCUUUUCACAGGCCGAGACGACCGACUCUCAAUCCGACCCCGAUGCCGAAGACGGUCGCGACGUGCCACCUCUGCCCUCCACCUCGCGGUACCAAGUCGAAGCCACGCGUCCGCUGAUCUGCUGGCUCCUACGCGCCUACGCCAAUGCGACGGGCUCCCGCCAGCAGGUCGAAGCAGUCUGGGACUCGGUGCGGCCGUUGUGGCACUCGCGCGAGCCGAACGACCAGGCCGCAGUGAUCCGGGUACUGAGGCGAUGUUUGCGGAACUGCGAUCGCUAUGGUCCGCCUUUGUAA